Geosmithia morbida is the source of this 1185-nucleotide messenger RNA. RefSeq names its product Pfam:TFIIIC subunit. The transcript is spliced from 3 exons. The record is from RefSeq and is a predicted model, not a curated record. Bases 1 to 1185 code for a protein of 394 amino acids. Lineage: Eukaryota; Fungi; Ascomycota; Sordariomycetes; Hypocreales; Bionectriaceae.
AUGAGUGACGCGCCCAGGUCGUCCACGGCUCGUUCCGUCGCUGCGGCCGGCGCAGAUGAUGAAGAUGAAUGGGAAUAUGACUAUUCCACUACAGAGACAGAGACCUACUAUCUCACAGUAGAGCUAUCAUAUCCAGAGUUCAAGGGCACGGCGACGCGAAAUCCACACCACAGUCGGGGAGGCUACUACAAGAAGUGGCUGGAAGAGCCGAGGGGCGCGACAGAAGCGACGCCCGCACCAGCGCGGGCGCGCAGCGCCAAGCCGAAUCCUAAUCCACGCGACGAUCUGGAGCCGGUGUCCGACAUUCAGAUUCUAGACCUGCACUCGCAACACCCCGUCAUAUCCUACAGAGGUCACGUAUUCGAGGGCGACUGGUCAGAGGUGGUGGGCACAGAGGUGAUACUCGCGUCACACCACGAGGAUGAUCCGGCGCAGCUGCCCGCGCUGCGCCAUCUCCCGGGAGGCGUGGACCUUCUGGGGGCCAGCGCGUCGCGGAUCAUGACGAAGCGCAAAACACUUCACCCCAAGAAGGCGGCCAAGGACUCGCUGGCUCCCAUCAAGAAAGAAUGGAACAUCAACAUCCCCGUGGGCAAGAACAAGCACGGCGAGAGGGCGCAGCAGGCCAGCUUCCUGGAGAGGCUGAUUGCGCUCAAGAUCAGGAGGGGCGACGAGGAUAAGGUGACAGUCUACGCAAAGGACGGUGUGGGUAAGAACUUCCACGACGACCGGGAUCCGGAUUUUCGGCCGAGGAGGAAGCGGGUCAAGAUACGACACGGCGACGGUGAUGACGAGGAGGAUGGCGGUGGCGCCGCUUCCUCUUCUAGGGUCCGGGGCGUAUUAUCCGGUCACCACAACCAGGCGCCAGGGGCGGGACUCCAGGCUGAUGAUGAUGCAGACGUCUUGUCUGUGCCUACGCCCAGGCGGUGGUCUGACUUGGGGACAGCCAGGGGGGCAGAGGGGGAGGAAGAGGAGGACGGCAGUGUGGAUGGAGACGAAGAAGAUGAUGAUGAUGGCGAUGACGAUGAUGAUGAUGAUGAUGAUGAUGAUGAUGAUGAGGAUGAGGAGGAGGAGGAGGAGGAGGAGGAAGAGAUUGGCCACGAAACGGACGACGAUAUUAUCGAAGACGACGAGGAUGAUGGUGGUUCAGCCGAUGAAUUUGGCGAUACUACCAUGCAAGGGGGAUGA